AGUAAGCACUUGCCGGCGUUUUAACAUAUGGAAACAACGACGGAGAAAGAAAUCGGAGAAAUCCAAGAGUCAACACCAGAUCCAACCGUCGGUGCAGUUGAUGUUCCGGCUCCGAAGCAGACCCCGAGCAGCUUGACUGCGAAGGUACCCGAAGUAGAGACCCACCUCUAUCGCCGCGGCAAAGGUCCCAUUGCCAUCUUCAAGUCGAACUUGGGAGGAUGGGAACAGGACCAGCUCGAGGUCCGUGACAUCCUCGACAAGUACGGGUUCAAGUCUGUGUACGCUUUCAAUCCCGGAUCGGGUCGGGGAGUUCCUAUCCGGUUCCAUCCCAGGAACGGAAGGUCAAUCCUUGGAUACAAGGAUGGAACUGUGGUUUACAUAGAUGGAGAACCAACGGAUUCCCUGAUGAAGCCUGUGACCAAGAUAUUGAUUGGUGUGGCAGUGAUAACCAUUCUUAUAACAUUGAUAGUUAGAGAUACACCUGAAUGGCUCAAGAAAUUAAAUAUCUUUGGUGGGGACUUCCCUCCAUGGGUCCUUGCUUGCAUGGUUAUUGUUUUUGCUCGCAUGAGGAAGAGAACCAAGGACUUCUUGAAUAAGCUUGGCUGGUAAAAGGGUGCUGUGGAUACCUUUUUUGUAGUGUUGGAAUGGCUUGAAUCUAGGAGGCAAGUGAUCUGGAGGUUUGCAAACACUUGUUGCAGUUUGCCACCUUUUUUUCACUAUAAAAGCUGUAUCCUUAUGUCAGCUGGGAUGUCUCUGUCAAAAUGGCAGUGCAGAAGCCAGACCUCUGGCAACAAUAUCUAGUAUGUGUUAGCAAUUACAUUUAUUCUGAGGUCAUUUCUAACAAUGUCUCCUUUUGCUAAAUUAUUGUUGAUUUUGGAUCCAUAACUUUCUUUUUCUGCGUUUAAUCUAUAAUUGUAUACUAGAUUUUAAUAUUAUGC
Molecule: messenger RNA, 938 nt
Organism: Rubroshorea leprosula
Lineage: Eukaryota; Viridiplantae; Streptophyta; Magnoliopsida; Malvales; Dipterocarpaceae
Source: the annotation of a GenBank genome assembly